This is a messenger RNA of Impatiens glandulifera, 3208 nucleotides long. RefSeq names its product gamma-tubulin complex component 3. The record is from RefSeq and is a predicted model, not a curated record. The transcript has 3 exons. The coding region runs from base 91 to 2700 and encodes 869 amino acids. Gene Ontology annotation, cellular component: gamma-tubulin small complex; equatorial microtubule organizing center; spindle pole. Gene Ontology annotation, biological process: cytoplasmic microtubule organization; microtubule nucleation; spindle assembly. Gene Ontology annotation, molecular function: gamma-tubulin binding; microtubule minus-end binding. NCBI's taxonomy places the organism in Eukaryota, Viridiplantae, Streptophyta, Magnoliopsida, Ericales, Balsaminaceae.
UUCUUUCUCUCUCCUCUCAUAUGUUAUUGUCCUGUCUAUUUCGAAAAACCCUUCUUUCUUUCUCUUCUACUGUGUUCGCUCGAUUUCGCCAUGGAAGACGACCAGAGGGUCAAGGAACUUGUCAAAGAGCUAAUAAAGAGACUGCUCACCACCCGCGCUCAGUCAUCUUCUUCGCAGAUUCCCUCCAACUCAACUCCUAGUAAUUUUGGCGCCGCUACAGGCAAUGUUCAGAUCCAAACUAUUCAACAAGCUCACAAGUAUGCUAUUCGCAUUCUCUACAGUAGGAUUACGCCAUCAAUCUCCGCCGACGAGGCAUCCAUGGCCGAAUCUAUCAAACGCCAUCUCGCAACCCAAGGUAAAUCAUCCGAUGCCCUAAGUUUUGCCGAUCUCUACUCUAAAUUCUCCUCAAAAUCCGGCCCCGGGAGUAUAAACAACAAGUGGGCUGUGCUGUAUAUGCUCAAAGUUAUUUCCGAGGAUCGUAAAAACAAGAAUGGUCGUGCCAGUUCUUCCAUUUCCUUCGGUUCGGCGGUGUCUGGUGGCCUACCAUCCUUAUUAAAUUCUGAAAGAAAUGACGAUUCACGAUCACUCAGUGUCGUGGAUAACACCAGUUCCAGGGUUCCGCGGAGUAUUGGUAAGAGUAAGGAUGGUGGUGUAUUACUGGUUGCUAAAGAUCCUGAAAAUAUCCGUGAUUUGGCUUACAGGGAGUUUUCGAUUUUUGUAAAAGAAGUUAAUGAGAUUUCUGAAGAGGUUUUGGUUAGAGAUAUAUUAUAUGCUUGUCAAGGAAUUGACGGGAAGGUUGUGAAAUAUGAUAAGGAUCUUGAUGGUUAUGUGUUGCCAGAUAACAUCAGGCUACCAAGGGCCAAGAAGACGAUGGUUUUGAAACUUUGUGAACUUGGAUGGUUGUUUAGGAAAGUCAGGGGAUAUAUUUCAGAAAGCAUGGAUAAAUUUCCAGCAGAAGAUGUUGGGACUGUAGGGCAAGCCUUUUGUGCAGCAUUGCAGGAUGAGCUCUCAGAGUACUAUAAGUUGUUAGCUAUCCUCGAAGAACAAGCAAUGAAUCCUCUUCCACUAGUUUCUGAAACUGCAACCUCGGGAAACUAUAUUUCCUUGAGGAGAUUGUCAGUUUGGCUGGCUGAACCGAUGGUCAAAAUGCGUCUAAUGGCUCUUCUUGUUGAUGGUUGUAAGGUUUUAAGGGGUGGAGCAAUGGUUGGGUCCAUUCAUUUGCAAGCACAACAUGGUGAUCCUACUGUGCAUGACUUCCUGAGGAGAUUACUUCGUAGAGUCAGUUCUCCUCUUUUUGAAAUGGUUAGAACUUGGGUUUUGGAAGGAGAACUUGAAGAUAUUUUCUCUGAAUUCUUCAUUUUAGGUCAAUCUGUGAAGGCUGAGUCGCUAUGGAGGGAAGGCUACCGUCUUCAUUCUGGAAUGCUUCCUUCUUUCAUAUCACAAACACUAGCGCAACGCAUUUUGAGAACAGGGAAGUCCAUAAACUUCCUUAGAGUUUGCUGUGAAGAUCGUGGUUGGGCCGAUGCAGCAACAGAAGCUGCUGCUGCUGCUGGUACGACGACUACAAGAGGUGGUCUCGGAUAUGGUGAAACAGAUGCACUUGAAUCUUUGGUUGCUGAAGCAGCAAAGAGAAUUGAUAAACAUUUAAUGGAGGUAAUUUACAAGCGGUACAAGUUCAAAGACCAUUGCCUCGCAAUAAAGAGGUAUUUACUACUUGGGCAGGGUGAUUUCGUGCAGUAUCUCAUGGACAUUGUGGGACCGGAAUUAUCUGAGCCUGCUAACACUAUUAGCUCAUUCAAACUUGCCGGAUUGCUGGAAACUGCAAUUAGGUCUUCUAAUGCUCAGUAUGAUGAUUCUGAUAUACUCGAUAGGUUGAAAGUUAAAAUGAUGCCUCAUAACAGUGGAGACAGAGGAUGGGAUGUUUUUUCACUGGAAUAUGACACGAGAAUUCCACUCAAUACUGUUUUUACAGAGUCUGUCAUGGAAAGAUACUUAAGAAUAUUCAAUUUUUUAUGGAAGCUUAGACGUGUGGAGCAUGCACUUAUAGGGACCUGGAAGAUGAUGAAACCAAAUUCUACCAGUGCUCAUUUUAAACUGCAGCAAUCUGUCAGAGCGCAAUUAUUACUGACAUCAAGAAAAUGUCAGGUUUUGUGGGAUGAAAUGAACCAUUUCGUUACAAAUUUGCAGUAUUAUAUCAUGUUUGAGGUCUUGGAAGUAUCGUGGUCUCAAUUCACAGAUGAAAUGGAAGCAGCUAAAGAUCUUGAUGACCUACUUGCAGCACAUGAUAAAUAUCUUCAUUCCAUUGUGGAGAAGUCUCUACUUGGAGAUCGAUCUCAAGCUCUUUAUAAUACGCUCUUUGUUUUAUUUGAUCUUGUUUUGCGGUUUAGGAGCCAUGCGGAUCGCUUAUACGAGGCUAUUCAUGAGUACCAAGCAAGAACCAUGGAGUCCUCUCGAGACAAGAAUAAAACUUCAAAACCUGGAUCUUGGAUAAGUGAAGGGCGGAAGGCUUUGACCCAGCGCGCAAUAGAAUUCUUAAAGAAAGCAGAGCACGACAUAGACAUAAUUGGCAAGGAGUACUCUUUGCUUCUUAAUGAGUUCAUCUCACAGUUGCCUUUACAGCAACAUAUUGACCUAAAGUUUCUUCUUUUCCGGUUUGAUUUCACUGAGUUUUACAGUCGGAUACGCCCUGAAAAUAGUUAAAAUUCAACUUCAACUGAGAUUUUUAUGACUGUUAGUUAACUCUAUUGGACAUAGAACCUGAUGGGGUGGACCUUGCGCCAGCAAUCAUUUAUUGAUUUCUUAUAGGAUGUAGCAGUCAGUCUGUUUUCUUCGGAUGGUGUGUUAGAAGAGGGUUUUAGAUUUGAUUGAAUGUGGUUAGGUCAGCAUGCUUAUAUAAGUAUCUACACGAUAUGUAUUCUGUUUGAUCAUCCAAUGAUGAAAGUCCUAUUGCUUUUCAUUUAUUUUCCCCAUUUGGUUGUCUUGAGCCUGUAUAUGUAUCAUCAAUUGUUCAUUACUAUUCUGGAAUCUUUAUUGAGAUGUGUGGAAGGGUUACCACCACCCCCUGGGAAUAGAGCCAAAUACAUGGUUUAUUUGAUGUACUUUUUUUCCAGGCAGACACAUUUUUCUCUAGUCCCCCUGAUCAAUAAGAGUUGUCUGGCCCAUACAAAAAGGAUUCUGAUUAUGUGGUAACUAUUCAAUUUCAUUUGAA